GACAUCUUUGACUCCACAUGAUAUUGGUCCCUCAAUGACAUUUACCCAACGUUAGCAGUUGAACAGCAAUGUAUUCAGCGACAUAAACAAGGGGGAAAGUAGCGCUACAAGUAGGCAACUACAGUACACUGUAUGGUUGCUCAAUCAGAGUUAAAUCCAACAGCUAACUAGUAAACCUUUGCUCGUGUAGCUAGCUAAUCCAGCAUGGACUACCUCAGGAAAGCCCUGUUUACCAUUCCCCAACACUGGAAGCCCCUCAGGUGUAUUCAGCCCAGAUAUUGUUCUAAAUUAGCUAACGCUAGUGUGACUUCAAGAGAGAGGAAGACAACUGUAGACAAGUUCAAGAGUCAGAUAUCCUCUGGUCCAAGUUUUCAGGAUUUCAUCAAAGGAGUCCCAGUCAAUAAGAGCUCUGCUGCAGAUGAAGAGUACUCUGACGAGCAUAGUUAUCUUCAGGAUUUGGUGAUGGGAAAUUCAAGAAAAGUUUAUUUUGAAACCUAUGGAUGUCAAAUGAAUGUAAACGACACAGAGAUAGCCUGGUCCAUACUACAGAGGAAUGGAUAUGAACGCACAGUCGACUUAAAAGAGGCAGACGUUGUCCUUCUGGUUACAUGUUCUAUAAGAGAAAAGGCUGAACAAACUAUUUGGAACAGACUCAAACAUCUAACAGCUAUGAAGAAGAAGCGUUUAAAGACCCAAACACCAAUGAAAAUUGGGAUUUUAGGGUGCAUGGCAGAGAGGCUAAAGACAGAGCUUUUGGAGCAGGAGAAGCUUGUAGACGUUCUUGCUGGUCCAGAUGCCUACCGGGACCUUCCCCGCCUCCUGACUGUAGCUGAUGGAGGUCUUCAGGCCAGCAACGUCCUGCUGUCGCUAGAGGAGACCUAUGCUGACGUCAUGCCUGUCCACCAUGCUCCGCAGGGAUACAGUGCUUUUGUGUCCAUCAUGAGAGGCUGCGAUAACAUGUGCAGUUACUGCAUCGUUCCCUUCACUCGAGGGAGAGAGAGGAGUCGACCCGUCAGCUCCAUACUUGAGGAAGUUCGUAUGCUCUCUGGCCAGGGUGUGAAGGAGGUGACUCUGCUGGGUCAGAAUGUGAACAGCUACAGAGACGCAUCAGAGGAGCAGUUCAGCGGUUCAGAGCUGACCCAGCUCAGCCGAGGGUUUAAGACCGUCUACAGAACGAAACAGGGAGGUCUGCGCUUCUCCGACCUGCUGGACCGAGUGUCCCGCAUCGACCCGGACAUGAGAAUCCGAUUCACCUCCCCUCAUCCCAAGGAUUUCCCUGAUGAGGUUUUGCAUCUGAUUGCGGAGCGAGGGAACAUUUGUAAGCAGAUCCACCUUCCAGCCCAGAGUGGCAGCAACAAGGUUCUCAAAGCAAUGCGCCGUGGCUAUACAAGAGAGGCCUACCUUGAUCUUGUGAAGAACGUCAAGAGAAUUAUCCCAGAGGUGAGUCUCAGCAGUGACUUCAUCUCAGGGUUCUGUGGUGAGACAGAGGACGACCACCAGCAGACGGUGUCUCUGAUCAGAGAGGUGGGCUACAAUGUUGGAUUCCUGUUUGCCUACAGUAUGAGAAAGAAAACUCACGCCUUCCAUCGGCUACAAGACGACGUGCCAGAAGAGGUGAAGCGGCGGAGGCUGGAGGAGUGUAUCAGUGUGUUCAGAGAGGAAGCUGCGAGGAUCAACGCUGCUCUUAUUGGCAGCACACAGCUUAUCCUGGUGGAGGGAGAAAGUAAGAGAUCUGCCAAGGACCUGUGUGGGAGAACCGAUGGAAAUGUGAAAGUGAUUUUCCCCAAAGAGGAUGUUCAGCGCACAGAAUCCAAAACUGCAUCAGUCAGUGCUGGAGACUACGUGCUGGUGAAGAUAUUGUCGGCCAACUCCCAGAGCCUGAGGGGCCGGGCCCUCAGUCACAGCUCCCUGACAGGCAACGUGAAGUAUUAUGAGACUCUGCCAAGGGACCAGCUUGAGGAACAUUUGGCUUCAGACACAACCAUGAUUGAAGCAUGCCCUUGAUUAACAUGGUGACACCACAGGAAACUGUCUACUUCUCUUGAAUGACUUUGAAGGCACAUGGAGGCUGUUUUGUCAUCUUACAAUCACAUUGGACUGCUAUGAAAACAGUAAUUUAUUUAUAUAGUCAGUGCACAGUAUGUGUAUGUACAUAUUGAUCUGCUUAGGAUGCUGAAAGUCAUUUGGGUGAAUUGCCAUUUGUUUCGUACAUGGAACUGUAAAUUAUAUGUUGUUUUGUCUGAUCUUCAAACUGCAGUAAAAUGUCAUGGAUCAGUACAUUAAUAGAAAAAAGUCAGAAACCUUGAGAAAAAAAUUGCCUAAAGUCAGCAGCAAAAGUGCUGUGAUAUGCUUUGGAAGAAGCAUGUUCUUUCAAAAAAGAUAACUGUGUUGACAACAGCAGACCCUAUCCUGCAGACGGUGUCCCAUUGUGACACGACUGCAGUAACCCUGUCGGAACAGUUCACUCUCCCCAUGAGGAAUACCUUAUCAGAGUUAGUAAUAUUGGUGCAUCAUUGAG
Molecule: messenger RNA, 2518 nt
Organism: Centropristis striata (black sea bass)
Lineage: Eukaryota; Metazoa; Chordata; Actinopteri; Perciformes; Serranidae
Gene: cdk5rap1
Product: CDK5 regulatory subunit associated protein 1
Exons: 13
Coding region: 205-2004 (599 amino acids)
Biological process (GO): tRNA modification; negative regulation of cyclin-dependent protein serine/threonine kinase activity
Cellular component (GO): mitochondrion; cytosol
Molecular function (GO): 4 iron, 4 sulfur cluster binding; tRNA-2-methylthio-N(6)-dimethylallyladenosine(37) synthase activity
Source: RefSeq, a predicted model, not a curated record